CGACUGGUCUAACAAUUCCACUAAUCAUAAUUUUUGCAUGGAAUAUCGCGUGAGGUCCAAUCCAUCAACAAUCAACAAUGAACUCUCGAUCCAACCUCCACGUACCCUAAUUGUUUGUUAGUCACUUUCAUCAUUCGAAGAAAUAUUCAAACUUUUAUACCCACAUCAUUUAAUUUUAGUUAAUUUCAUAGGAAAAUUUAUAACUAUCUAUAUAAUAUUUACUCUAUAUAUAGCACCAUGCACAAAAUCAUGAAACCAGAAAACCCCAAAUCACAUACACGCACACAAAAAAAAGGAAAAAAAAAAUAAAGAAACAAAACCUAAUUAACACCCAAUUAACAAUCAAAAAUGGCUUCUUCACAAAAAAUGCCAUUGAUUCUCAUCCUCACUUGCUCCCUCCUUCUCCAAGGAGCUCUAGGUGAGGUGAUAUGCGACAGCCUCCCGGCCGACCUUUGCUCAUUCGCAGUUGCAUCGUCCGGAAAAAGAUGCACCCUCGAGACCUACUUGAGUGUGGGCGGGAGCACGGGCUACACAUGCACCUCAUCGGAAGUGGUGGUCGAGCGAUUUUACGGGCACAUCGAAAGCGACGAGUGCGUGGCCGCAUGUGGAGUCGAUCGAUGGUCAGUCGGGAUUUCGUCAGACGCGUUUCUCGCUGGAGAUUUCGCCGGCCGGUUAUGCUCGCCGACGUGCUACCAAAGUUGCCCCAACAUCGUCGACCUCUACUUCAACCUUGCAGCCGGCGAAGGCGUACAUUUACCGACCUUGUGUAAAAGGCAAAAGUCGAACCCCCGUCGAGCGAUGUGGGAGCCUUUUAGCAGUGGUGGCGGUGUGGCCCUUAGUCCGGUGGGCUCGGCCGAUUACAUUAUUGGUGCACCUGCUUCGGCGCCAUUCGCUUACUAAUUUAUUUUAUCCAAUAUUAUGUGUGUGAGGUGUUACGUUCAAUAUUCAUUUUGAGUUAUAAUAGAGAUUAAUGGGAUUAUUUUGUUUUUUGUUUUGUUUUGUUUUGUUUUUUUUUUUAUUGGGGUUUGAUUUCAUAUAUUUGUGUGAUUUUUUUGUUGAUAUACACAUCCAUUUUAUGAUGAAUAAAUCGGUUUGUUUCUAUUUGUUGGGUACUCAAAUUGAUUUGAUUACUUUUGUUCUUUCAUCGACUUAAAAAACGAU
Molecule: messenger RNA, 1161 nt
Organism: Striga asiatica
Lineage: Eukaryota; Viridiplantae; Streptophyta; Magnoliopsida; Lamiales; Orobanchaceae
Source: the annotation of a GenBank genome assembly